This is a messenger RNA of Sparassis crispa, 189 nucleotides long. Its product is annotated as 54S ribosomal protein L39, mitochondrial. The transcript is spliced from 2 exons. Bases 1 to 189 code for a protein of 62 amino acids. The record is from RefSeq and is a predicted model, not a curated record. NCBI's taxonomy places the organism in Eukaryota, Fungi, Basidiomycota, Agaricomycetes, Polyporales, Sparassidaceae. Gene Ontology annotation, cellular component: mitochondrion. Gene Ontology annotation, biological process: translation.
AUGGCGGGCAAAUCGAAAGCACGGACUAUCAUUGUCCGGAUGAUCUCUACGGCCAAGACUGGCUACUUUUAUUCGACACAGCGUCUGCGCAUUGGGCCCAAACUCGCCGCUGUCAAGUAUGACCCGAGAGGCAAGUGCCUCAUUCUGUCAGCUGUCAAUCACCUCCUGAAUAUGCGUGUUUACCAGUGA